Ornithodoros turicata is the source of this 2180-nucleotide messenger RNA. Its product is annotated as protein FAM199X-like. The transcript is spliced from 7 exons. The coding region runs from base 214 to 1200 and encodes 328 amino acids. The record is from RefSeq and is a predicted model, not a curated record. NCBI's taxonomy places the organism in Eukaryota, Metazoa, Arthropoda, Arachnida, Ixodida, Argasidae.
CCGUUCUAGUCCGCCAAAAACCGGAAAGCUUUACACGUUGUCCAAUGUGUUGUUACAUGUGUGAUGAUUGUGAAGUAAUGUGCUAUGAGAAUACUGAACGGGAAGGUGUUUAAACAUCUGGGCUGUUCACUAUUGAGCUCCUGUCUUCAUCAGAAACACUUGGUGACGUGCUUGCCUGCCCAACACCCGGCAUACGCCGACUAAAUUGGCGGGAUGUUGGAGGCUAGCAUUUUGAGUACAAGCCCCUGGAACGCUGACCCAUUCCUCUGGAAAGAUGCAGAGUCGGUCCUGGGGUUUGACCAGCUUCUGCCAGAAAAGCUUGAUUGCCUUGUGGAGGACGACUUCGAAAGCACGGACGUCUCGUGUCCAGUUUCUUGUUCCCCUCCUUCACCUCUUCGACACGUUCUGGAUGUCCAGGAGGAAUCGGACUAUGCGGACAUAUUGUUGGACUUCUCCGUGGCUGAAGAAGAGACCAACGUGUCGUCCGUUGCAGGUCUUGACAACUUGAGUCUUGACGUGGCUGUGGAUUCCGAUUGGAGCAGCGAACCUCCAAGCUGCUGCGACGACGACCCCUGGAUGGGAAUGCCCAAGCUGACAAGGCCCGCACGACUACCCGACCUGCUACCCGUGCCACGCUCAAAAUCAUGGCUGCUAAUGACUGCUGAGGAACAACUGAGGACUGUAGAGGCCCUGACUGAGGUAAUCAGCCGACGGCUUGACCUUCGGGAACAGGUGGAAGUCAUCAGGAUCAUAGAUCCAAAUGCUGUGCUUCACCCUUCCGAUAAGGAAUUUGUUAUAGACCUUAAACACCUCGAUGACCACAAACUCCGCCAAAUAGCCGACUAUGUCCAGCGUCACGCUGCCGAUUGGGAGCGGAUGGAUGAUGGCAACACUGACCCAGUGUCUGCCGGAAAGCGUAGCAGAUCCCAGGGUACACGGUCCCGCAACUCUGGAAGUACCGAAUCGUCAGUGACGUCUGAAAUUAGUGCACCACUCACAAAGAGGGAAGCCCGGCAAAGGCGGAGGCAGCACGCGAAAACGUGGAGGCAGCGGAAAGCGCGCCAGCAGCUGCAGAAGGAACGCCGCAGCGGUCUCUUUGUCAACGAACAGGUGCUCUCCCUUAGUGAAAACACGGCCAGCUCUUUCCAAGACGAGGAUUUUGAAGUAGACGAAAACGAAGAGGUCGAUAUUCUGCACUGAGGCAAAAGAGAGCUCCUUCUUUUUUGGUUGCUUGUAAAAAAGAAAAAAAAAAAGAAAAUGAGAACAACCCUUUCGGAGAGGUGUGAACGCUGUCAAGGUCAAGAGGUCGAGUCUGCUAGGAUAGUACUAUUUAUACAAUUGUGGGGCGGCAUUGCUCCGCGAGGCGGUGAGAGUGCUUUGUAAAGGUGCACAGAGGCAACAUUGUGUUUAGAGGGGUAUGUUUUGCUUUUGGCAGCAGGAAAGUUAAAUUGGAAGUGGAUGGAUAGGAUGAUGGUAAGGAAAGGGGUACAUCAUAGAUCAUAUGGGAUGGUACUUAACUCUCUUUUUUUUUUUUAAUCAUUUACUUUAUUGUAAUUUGACAUUCAUUUGGCAGCCAUUCAUGGCUGAACUUCGGAAAACUUAAAAGUGGGUUAGAGUUUUGUUCUCUUAUUAUUAUUUUUUUCCUUCAGAGGCAGAGUUGAGGUACCAUAAAAUGCAGGUUUUCCUAAAAUGUAAAUAGAACCCUGUGUGGAUUACUUACGCUUGGACAACAUACAUUGUUGCAAGCGCAGUGUACAGUUUUCUAUGAAUGUGCACCAGCACAUUUCUUACUGCCAUAAAUAUUGUUUAAAGGAGUGGCUAUCUGACUUAUUUUUGAAGUUGCCUGGAAAAAAAAAAAGGGAAUGGGACUAGUAAACCAAUACGAUAGACUACGAUAUGGAUUUCAUACCAGCACAGAAGUUAUAUUUAGGCAUGUAGUCUUCAGUGGCUCCAUCUACCAUUAUUCCGAUUCUUCAUAACAUUGGUCUAGAUUUCCAGUAGUAGUCUGCUAGGGUUUGCUUCCUAUGAGUACAAAAGCAGUAGGAUCAGGAUCAAAUUGAUACUCGUGAAAUAUAUUUUUGAAAGCGGAAACAAUAAUGCCCACAGUGCCUUUACAAAAUGUCACUGAAAAUGCUUUAUUUUUCUUUCUUGGAUGAAAUAAAUGAAGUGCAUUUUAUUUA